CUAACCUCAGUAUAUGUUUCUUCCGUUUACUGAUAUUCAAACCGUGAUGUGAUAUAACCUCAACCGCCUGUGACUUCUCCCAGUGACAGACUAUUUCAAUUUUUAAAAUAUUAUCUACGAAUCGUGUUAUCUUAUGUGAAUAACAAAAUGGAAAGAAAUGAGAGCUUGAAGUCUUUUAUUGCUUCUGCCAAGGAGUACUUGAGGAGCCCAAAUGAUACUACGACAGCGGUGCUUCAACGUGAUUUAGGGAUAUUAACAGCCCCGCAGAACCUGUCCAUCUUCAGUCCAGGUACACCAAUAGCCACUGACUUCUAUGAGACUCUCUACACCCUGAUAUCUACCCUCACUCCCAUGAAUCCCCUCCUGUGGAGCGUCCUGGACCUCCUCCAUACCCUUGCGUCCCUCCCAGCCUCCCUAGACUCCCUCAUCCACAUCUAUAAAUUCCCUCAGCUUCUCUCCCCCUUCCUCUCCACCUCCCUUAUACCUGAAAAGCGAAUGAAACUCCUGAAGCUCUUAAAACGGUUGACAAAAGGUAUAAAAAUCCACUGGCAAGAAUCUCACCUCCCAGCGUUAAUUCAAACCCUCACACAGUGGAUAAAUCCCUCCCAGGACACUGAGCUCAUCACGAACUCCCUCGGUCUUCUCAUCAACCUCUGCCGAAAGAAUCCCCCGGCAGUUUACACCCUGGUCGUCUCAGUCAAUAGUAAAAACUUCCACAGAAAUCUCCUCCGAUUGCAAACAAACACGUCAAAAAUCAAAAUUCUGUGCUGCAAGAUUCUUCUUAUCAUGGAAGAGACUAAUUACGAAAUCCCAGAGCAGUUCAUCCUCAAUUUUGUGGAGAUUACCUUCAAGAUAAUCGAGGAGACUCUCGAUGAAAACAAAUUAAAAUUAUUGAACGACACUGUAGACUUCUUCGAGGAAGUCAGAUGCCAUGAGAAAACGAAAAAUUCCCUCAUGAACUAUGAAAACUACCCGAAGAACAUGAAGAAAAUCAUUGAGAUGCUGGAGGGAAAGAGUCCAGAGGCUAUUGAGAUAAUGUGCAAGUUCUUCACUUCAACCCUGAAAUUAAAAGUUUCAGGGAUUGUUCAGUUUCAUCCGCAGCUUAUGAAAAUUGCCACAAAUAGUUUGAAGAAAUUCAGAGUUUCUAUGAAUUGUCUUUCGCUCUUGAAAACACUUAUCAUAGACUCAAGGAGGUACAAGAACUCCGAGGUACCCCAAGACCCUCAGCUGGAGUUUGUGGUUUCUUUGAUGACCUUCGAUAAUGUCCUCGGAGAUGAUCUCCUGGUAAUAGAGGUGAUCCAGUUGAUCCAGGAGUUAACGAAGACCUCAAAUUACAGAAUGCAUAUCAGUCAAAAUGUGCCAGAACCUAAAAUCAGGGAAAUGAUGAGGAAAAUCGAUGACGAGGACCCCAAGAGGAUCAUAAAAAACGUCUCAUCUCCUCUUUAUAUAAAUCUCCUGUGUCUUAUCUCAGAUUUGGCGACUUCCGACUCAAAAUGGCUGACACUUUACACUGAACUCAUUCAGAAUAAAAAAAUUCAAAUGAUCAUGGCGGUGUCGAUAUUCAGAGGUGACUUUGAGACUAAAUCGAAGACAUUGUCUCUGAUUUCAUCAGUUGGAUUCAAUCAGGAGUGCAUCGGGGGCGUAACCAAGUGCCUUACAGAACUGGAAAAGAUUCUGUUGAUAGAAAAACCCUUGGAGAUGUCGAAUUUUCAUCCAAAAUUCGAGGAUUUUGAGAAAUCAAAGAGGCUCUCGCCUGAGGCUUUGGAGAGACUAGACAGGAUUUUGGAAAAAUACGAGGAGAAAAUCGAAAAGAAUGAGAUGGAGAAUGUCCUUAUGACGGAGAUAAUGGAGCUGUAUGAAACGAAGGUGAAUGGGAUGAGGAGUACUGAGGAGAAUCUCAGGCGAUCAUUGAUCUCUGCUGAGAGAAAUGCAACAUUUCUUCAGCACAAGAUCUCCCAGAUGAAUUCCGAAUUGACGAAACUUCAUGAACUGUUGUACUCCUCUCGGAAAAGUGUUGAGAUUGUUCACGGUGAGAAUUGUGACCUGCAUGAACGAUUGUCAAAGGCUGAGAAGGACAGCAAAAAGAUCCAUGAGAUUCAGAAAAUGGAGAUUCAGGGGUUGAGGAAAAUUGUGGCGGAAAAAUCGAAGACGAUUGAAGAGUUCUCGGAGGUAAGGAGGGAGUUGGAUGUGGCGCUGGAGAGGAUCGAGGGCUACGUCAAGAAAUUGAAAGACUUGGAGGGGGAGAAAGCUACGUUGAGGCAAGAGAAUCAAGCGCUUACGGACAAGAAUAAGGAGUUGGGCAAGAGUAUUGGAAAACUACAAGAAAGGAUCGCGAAGAGGGAGCAGAAGAUUCUGGAGAGGGAGAGUGAAAAUGAGGGCUUGCAGGAAGCGAUGGGAGCCCUCAAGCAGGAGAGCGCGCAGCUCAUGAGACAGUGCAAGAGUUAUGAGGCUGCCAUUGCCGAGAAGGAGGAGACCAUCAAGAAAUUGGAGACUGAAUUGACUGAUUUGAGCCGAAUGAGAGAUAUGAUCUAUUCAUUGACUGCACAGAAAAAGGACACAGUGCAGAAUGAGACAACUUGAUAGAACCUUUCGUCGGGGGACCACUGCCGUUGAGGGGCAGAGGAGGGAGAGGGCGACUCAUUUUCUUCCAAUGAAUCAGUGCAUAGAUCAGUUGAAUUUAAUGUUGUU
Molecule: messenger RNA, 2688 nt
Organism: Diachasmimorpha longicaudata
Lineage: Eukaryota; Metazoa; Arthropoda; Insecta; Hymenoptera; Braconidae
Product: protein CIP2A homolog
Exons: 2
Coding region: 148-2580 (810 amino acids)
Source: RefSeq, a predicted model, not a curated record